CAAAAAUAAUGUAAAUAACGAAGACAGGUGCUAGCUAUGGCUGUGUUACGUGCAAACCCAAUCCCAUCGACCACUCCGCCAGCCUUAUGUCGCAUCAUGUAAUCAUAGACCUGUCGCUUAAAUGGCAGGGAUUGGGAUACCAUGUUAGGCACCUGGUGUGAAACAUCUGAAUGGGAAUGGAAUUCUAAUCAUGAUAGCAUGCACAUUUUGAUGCAUGCUAUCAUCAGAGCAAUUAAGAAUCUGUCAUCUAGCAUGACUUACAGAACGUCACAAUGGCCUUCUACCAGUUUCUGCACUACCCUUCAGUAGACUGUCUUCACAAUGCCUUUUAGAAAAGUGCAGGUGUCCCUGAAGGCCAGAGAGGCAAUGUCGCGUGGAAGCCCUUCUGGACAAUCAGCGAUGGGAAACAGACAACUUGUACCCUCAGCUCCCCCUGGAAGAGGCAGAAAUUCUCUGUUGAAUAGGCCUACAAAGAAAAAUGGUCUUGCCCUGAAUAAAGCAGUUGGUGAUGCAGGGUUUCAGAAGAAGUCCUCAUCUGGAGGAAUAACAACGGUGGGAACUACAGGUAUGAUUCCUUUCCAGAGAGCUUCCAGGAGAGAACCGCAUGUGGAACCACAAGCUACUGAUGGCUAUAAGAAGAUGGUGCUUAAGAAGAAUGAUGUUUCUCAGAAGCAUUCCACUGAACAGCAUGAUAAUGAAUACAAUAAUCCCACCUUCGGCAACAGCAAUGAAAAAGGCAUUUCAUCCGCAUCGGAUUCAAAGACCUUGCCUGUACAAAACAAUCAGAAAACAAGACCAGCAGAUCUCCAAGGAGGACAAUCACAUACAAGAAGUGUGAGGCCCAAACUAAAACGGCCAUCUGUUCCCAAAGACCAGAUAAAUAGUGGAUCUUCCCCAAGGACUUCCAAUCGUUCAGGUGCCACAAAAGGUGUUUUAGGUGCUAAUGAUAGAAAACCAAGAGAGGUGGAAGUAGUUGGUGUAUCUACCACUAGUCCAAGAAGAAGAAUUGUGAGGCGAAAAUCACAAACCCUUGCAGCUGAAAGAAAAGGUGACACUAAUGAUGUUCAGUUGUCUUCAUCGAUAAAGGAAAAUGAAAGAACUGAUGGUGUUCCUGUGAGCUCAUUAGAAGUUACUGCAAAUGGAGACAACCCACAAGACAAUUUGGCUUCUUCACAUGCUGUAAAAAACUCUUUAGAUAGCAGUAUACCAAUGACUAGAACAAGAACGCAGCCCUUGAAUCAGAGCUUACCAGAAAGUCGACUUAGAACAGAAUUAGCAGUUGGGAAUGACACUUCCCGAUAUAAUUCAAAUGAACAAUCAGAGGAAUUUUCAAGACCGGAUGGCACUAGACCUUUUUCAAGAUCAAGAGCACAGCCCUUGAAUCAGAGCCUACCAGAGAAUUUGCUUAGAUCAGAAUCAACAAUGGGAAGUGGUGUUGCCAGACAAACUUCAAAUGGGCAGUCUGAGAAUAUUUCAAGGAGCAGUAACGAAAUACCAUCUGAAAUGCUGCCUAGACCCCUAUCUUCUGCUACAGUACCACUUAGGUCAAGUUUAUCAAGAAAUGGGAACAGUCAAAGUAGAUUUGAGACUGGUAGACCUACUAUUCAACCAGCAACAGCUGUAGCAACAGAUUUACAUGAAUCCAGCCAAUCUCAUGUCACAGUCGGUCAAGAAAGACAGCCAAACAGUGUCAGAAGAAGCCAUGAAAGAUUGGGAGCUGGAUCUGAUGGGACUAGUAUGGGUGAAAGACCUAGGCUUGUCAGGCAAAGUGUAUCUAGUUUGACAUCAAGAGCAAGACCAAGAGAAAUAAUUGAUGUCAAUUCAGCAGUAUCAGAUUUGACCACCAGAGUUCCUCGGUCUCCAAGAACGCAACCUGGAACAGUUGGAACAAACUCAAGAACUGAUGUUACUUCAUCCAGAGUAGAGCUUGAUACUAUUUCAACCGUCGAGGACAUAUGGGUUCCUCAAACUAGGCCAGCUGGUAGAAACCCUGUGUCUUCCAUACGUGGACAGACUCCAAACUCCUCAACGCAUUUGCCAUUAUCGUCAGAACCAUCAAUUACUCCCCAAGGAGGACGAAGUGAGUCUCCCGAUGUGGUAUUCAGAGACAGUCCUGUGACAGGAUUAUUACAUAGAAGACAAUCCAGGUUGUCAUCAUCUGACAAUGAAAGGUACCCCUCGGUGAGAAACACGACCAGAAAUGCCCCAACUAUUCCAAGCAGAAGUGGACUGUACCGAGCUUUGUCGGUAAAUGAUGAAACUGCUAAUGAUACUAAUACUACUGAAAUCAACAGAACUAACACACCAUCACAAAAUCAAAGAGAUACAAGGACAUAUAGCAGAAUUGAAAACAUUGACCAUGAUGAUGUGGUCAGCUGGAGACAGAUUGAAAGAGAACACUCCUACCCAUCGAGAGAACCCAGACAAAGACUGAUCUAUCAGGAUCGUAACAGAGGUCGCGAGACAAUCCUUAACCGUAAUACUUCAGGACAUAGGGUUGUCCCACCCAGCAUGGAUUCAGUUCCAGACGUAGCUGAUGAGCAAGAAUUUCCUCCACUCGCUGGCUCGUCUUCUGUUUCUAGGGGAUUACUUAAUGGCACAACCCAGGUCCAGGCAUCUUCAGAUACUGGCCCGGAUUACGGGUUUACAUCACGGAACAGGAGAAGCGAGACACCUCCACCAACACCUACUCCUGGCAGGAAUCCUUCUGAAGAGAGAUUGGCAGAAGAUGAUCCCAUGCACAUGGUAGACCACCUUGUUUUGUUGGCAUCUCCAAUCUUCGGUCCUCUCAUGCUUCAAGCAUCUCCUGCAGUACUCUUCAACAUGCUGUCCCGUGCCAGAAGAGACUUUGGAGGAGAAUUCGUAGAACUGCUGAUUGAGAAUGUUGUGCUGAACCUUCUCGCACAGCAUACGUUUGAUGCUACCAACCCGACUCAGAACAACAAUGGCGCACCUCCCCCUGCCGACCAGGAGACCAUUGAGUCCUUGGAAAAGGUCACUGUUACCAAGCAGAUGGUUUCUGAAGAUGCAUUCUGUUCCAUCUGUCAUUGUGAAUACAUGAUGGAGGAGAUUCUGGAUCAGCUCCCUUGCAAACACAACUUCCACAACAAGUGCAUCACAGUGUGGCUUCAAAAGUCUGGAACGUGCCCAGUGUGCCGUCACAAGCUUUAUACAGACAGCGUCGACUAGCUACCAUCAUAUUCACCUUCAUCAAACCCGGCGAGGCUCUCUAAAAACACCACUGCCAUGCUUCUCCAGUAAAACUAGAUGAUGGAGAUUUUAGUAUCAAAAAUACACAUUUGCAUUAUAAAGGACAAUUUGUAUGCGAAGCUAGGUUUAAACUUUUGUCCCGAAUGGUUUAAAACGGUGGAGGUCUAAGUUUUCUUUUUCUUAAACAUGUUUUUAGGCCCCAGGUAAGGUUUGACUGAACUUGUAGAAUAUGGAACUUAGAGUUUAUGAUUGACCCAGUUGUACAUAUACCGG
This is a messenger RNA of Strongylocentrotus purpuratus (purple sea urchin), 3483 nucleotides long. Its product is annotated as E3 ubiquitin-protein ligase RNF12. Bases 322 to 3189 code for a protein of 955 amino acids. The transcript has 6 exons. Gene Ontology annotation, molecular function: transferase activity. Lineage: Eukaryota; Metazoa; Echinodermata; Echinoidea; Camarodonta; Strongylocentrotidae. Gene Ontology annotation, biological process: protein ubiquitination. The record is from RefSeq and is a predicted model, not a curated record.